This is a messenger RNA of Rotaria sp. Silwood2, 315 nucleotides long. The record is from the annotation of a GenBank genome assembly. NCBI's taxonomy places the organism in Eukaryota, Metazoa, Rotifera, Eurotatoria, Philodinida, Philodinidae.
AUGAGUUUAAUGAUUUUUUGUUAUUUUGCUUUAAAAUUUAUCAAAAGACAACCAUCUGAACCACAGUCUUAUGCUGAUGAUAUUUCAAGUAAUCAAAAUAGUAAUGAAUGUUAUGAUGGAAAUAACGGUACUUAUUCCGAAAUACAACACUUAUAUCAAAUUCAACCCAUUCCAACUAUUUCACAUAUUAUUUCAUCAACUAAACAAUCUUUGACAGAUUUAUGUUAUUCUAUGAUACCAUCCAAAUGGUCACAUAUCCAACAUACAAAUAAUCAACAAAGUCCAGACAACAAAAACAUGGAUUUACCAGUUUAA